Molecule: messenger RNA, 1636 nt
Organism: Tarenaya hassleriana
Lineage: Eukaryota; Viridiplantae; Streptophyta; Magnoliopsida; Brassicales; Cleomaceae
Product: oligouridylate-binding protein 1C-like
Exons: 12
Coding region: 159-1406 (415 amino acids)
Cellular component (GO): cytosol
Molecular function (GO): mRNA binding
Source: RefSeq, a predicted model, not a curated record
GGGCUUUUUCUCUUUCCUCAUCCUUUUUUUUUUCUUUUUCUUUUUCCUUUAUUUCUUCUUCCUUUCGCUAGCGUGAGACGACUUGAACCCUAGCAGAGGGGGGAAAUCUGAUUUUCUCGGGAAUCAAUCAGCCCGUUUAACAUUUCCGCAGUGGGAAAAUGCAGAAUCCGAGGCUCAAGCAGCAACAACAACAAGCUCUAAUGCAGCAAGCUCUGAUGCAGCAACACUCCCUCUAUCACCCUAGUGUCUUGGCUGCCCCUCAGAUAGAGCCUGUCCCAAGUGGAAACCUGCCUCCCGGUUUUGAUCCCAGUACUUGCCGUAGCGUAUAUGUCGGGAACAUCCACACACAGGUCACAGAGGAACUUAUUCAAGAGAUUUUUGCAAGUACUGGACCUGUAGAAAGCAGCAAACUCAUAAAAAAGGAUAAGUCAUCAUAUGGUUUUGUCCACUACUUUGAUAGAAGGUCUGCUGCUCUGGCUAUAAUGUCUCUUAACGGAAGGCAUUUAUUUGGACAGCCUAUCAAAGUUAAUUGGGCAUAUGCCACAGGUCAGAGGGAAGACACAUCCAGCCAUUUCAACAUUUUUGUGGGAGAUCUUGGUCCAGAGAUUACAGAUGCAACAUUAUUUGCUUGCUUUUCUGUUUAUCCCAGUUGCUCGGAUGCAAGAGUCAUGUGGGAUCUGAAAACUGGGCGUUCAAGAGGUUUCGGGUUUGUUUCCUUUCGCAAUCAACAGGAUGCUCAGUGUGCAAUAAAUGACAUGAAUGGUAAAUGGUUGGGAAGCAAACAGAUCAGAUGCAACUGGGCAACAAAAGGUGCAACAUCUGGUGACGAUAGGCAGAGUUCUGACGGAAAAAGCGUUGUUGAACUUACAAAUGGGUCUUCAGAGGAUGGUAAAGAGACAGCAAAUGAGGAUGCUCCUGAAAACAAUCCUCAAUACAUGACUGUUUAUGUAGGAAACCUUGCUCCUGAGGUAACACAGCUUGAUCUACACCGUCACUUCCAUGCCCUUGGUGCGGGAGUUAUUGAAGAGGUCCGAGUCCAGCGUGAGAAAGGCUUUGGUUUUGUGAGGUAUAGCACUCAUGCUGAGGCUGCUUUUGCUAUUCAAAUGGGCAACUCUCAGCCUUACCUCUUCAACAGACAGAUAAAGUGCUCUUGGGGGAACAAAAUAACUCCGCCAGGAACGGUGUCGAACCCGCUUCCCCCACCGGUUCCAGGGCAUGUGUCAGCAGCGGAACUGUUAGCAUACGAGCAACAGCUGGCAAUGAGCAAGAUGGGGGGAGUGAACCCGUUGAUGCAUCAUCCCCAGGGACAGCACCCUCUGAAGCAGGCAGCAGCUCUUGGGGCUGGAGCAAGCGCGGCGAUGUACGAUGGUGGCUUCCAGAACCAGCACCUCAUGUACUAUCAGUAAUAAUGACCCCCACGGUAUCAUCAUCAUCGUCAUCAUUUACCCUUUUUUUUUUAAUAUAAGACGUGAGUGUCGGUCCUAUAUGUCCAGAGAUCAUCUUCUCUACAUAUAUUUGUGAGGUUUGUUGCCCGACAUGUUAUGGAUAUAAAUGUUAUCUGCAGUUGUGUAUGAGGUAGUUAAUGCUAAGUAUGCCAAGUGAUAAAAACAUUCAAUAAGAAGAGGAUUUGGAAUCA